AUGGCUAUUAUUACAAUGGUUUUCAAGAAGUUGAACAUUCCUUUAUCACCUUCCAAGACUAUCGGUCCUGUUACUAGCCUCGAAUACUUGGGGAUUAUUCUCGAUACUGAUGCUUUUGAAGCCCGGAUUCCUGUUGAUAAAAUCAAUCGAAUGUGCAACCUUAUUCAUCAAUUAUCUAGGAAGAAGCGAUGCACUAAACGAGAACUUUUACAACUUAUAGGCCAUUUUAAUUUUGCCACACGUAUAAUUAUUCCUGGUAGGAGUUUUUUGUCCUAUCUUUUUCACGUAUCAUGUUCUGUCGACGAACUGCACUAUCAUGUACGGUUGGGUAAAGAAGCUCGUAUUGAUUUAUCAAUGUGGGAAGAAUUCCUUACGCGUUGGAAUGGUCGUUCUUUAUUUCUUGAAUCUUCUUUAAUUACCAAUGUCGAUCUUUGUUUAUUUACUGAUGCAGCUGGCAGUUACGGUUACGAUGGAAUAUUUGGAUCUAAAUGGUUUAGUGGUAAUUGGGACGAUGACUUUAUUCGAUUAGCUCAUCACAAACGAAAUAUUACUUUACUUGAAUUAAUGCCGAUCGUAAUUUCAGCUGUCUUGUGGGGUGCUAAUUGGUCUCGUCGUCGUAUUAUAUUUUAUUGUGAUAAUCAAGCUCUAGUUUAUAUAUUGAAUAAACGAAGGUCUGCUAACUCUAUUAUCAUGAUGUUUAUAAGAAGGCUCACUCUACUUUCACUUAAAUACAAUUUUCAUCUAAUGGCAUUACACAUUGCCGGUGCAACAAAUGGCAUUGCUGAUGCGAUUUCUCGUAAGCAAUGGACUCGCUUCCGUCAUCUCGCUCCUUGGGCUGAUACAUUUCCAUAUCAGAUUCCGAACCUAGCAGAACUUAUUUAUCCUAAAUUUUUCUGA
Molecule: messenger RNA, 897 nt
Organism: Rotaria socialis
Lineage: Eukaryota; Metazoa; Rotifera; Eurotatoria; Philodinida; Philodinidae
Source: the annotation of a GenBank genome assembly